Molecule: messenger RNA, 3161 nt
Organism: Balearica regulorum gibbericeps (East African grey crowned-crane)
Lineage: Eukaryota; Metazoa; Chordata; Aves; Gruiformes; Gruidae
Source: RefSeq, a predicted model, not a curated record
CACCUGCUGGCCCCACGUGUGCAGCCUCACGCCAGGCCGCCUGCAGUGCUGGCUGCAUCCCUGUUCCCUGGCUUUGUGAUGGCGAGCAGCAGUGUCCUGACGGGACAGAUGAGCAGUGCGAUGUUGCCUGUGGCGGGGACCCCCAUGUUUGGCAGUGUGACGAUGGCCGGUGUGUUUCUAGCAGCUGGCGUUGUGACGGUGCUGCUGACUGCCUGGAUGGCUCUGAUGAGCAGGACUGUGGUACGUAGUCUCUGCUGGGUGUGUGGGGCAAAGAAGGUGCAGUGUCCCGGCACCCAUCACUGCAUCCCGCACUGGGAACUGUGCGAUCGGCACCAGGACUGCGAGGAUGGCUGGGAUGAGGAGGGGUGUCCCCAGCAGCCCUGUCUGCCCGGGCAGUGGCAGUGCAGGAACAGGGUGUGCAUCAUGGCCGAGUGGAAGUGCAAUGGGAUUGAUGACUGUGGUGAUUCCUCGGAUGAAGAUGUCUGCGGUAAGCGAGCAUCCCCCUGCCCGCCAGGCAUGGUGCGGUGCGAUGAGGGGAAGUGUAUCCUGGAGUCCCUGAUGUGCAAUGAUGAGGACGACUGCCUGGAUGGCACCGAUGAGCCCAGCACAUGCACCGAGCAGCUGUGCCCUGUCUGUUCUGCCCGCGUGGACAUCCGCUCGGGGGACCUGUACUGGCUCGCAUGUAACCGGAGGGACAUCGGGGUGAUCCAGGCGUCUGACAUGUCCCCACGCAUCUUGCACCGUGCUCGCGGCAGCAUCCAGCACCUCUUCUUGUGGGGCGCUCUGUGCUGUCUGGCCCGUGGGCAGCCCCUGCAGCAGCUGAGCCUGGCUGGGGGUACCCCGUGGGAUGCCUGGAAUGAGACGUGGCCUGGAGACCUGCCUGCAGCUAUGGAUAGCAGAGCCUUCAGCGUGCUCUGGAGCUCAGCCAUGGGCCUGCAGGCACUGAGUCUGACCAAGCGGCAAGCAGUCACCCUGGCACCCAGCUGGUCCCACGGCCUUCUGGCUGCCUUCGAGCCAUACCUGGUGUCAGCAAAUGGAACGGCUCUGCUGCUGUGGGACCGGAGGACGCUGGCCCUUGUGCUGUCCAUGCCGGCAGUUUUUUUCUUCGUGGGCUCGGAGCUGCAGGCUGUCCUCCGUUUGUCCUGUCCUCGCACACAUGUGCCCUGCCGUGAUGGCACUGAGUGCGUAGCCCAGGAGUACGUGUGUGAUGGGGAGAAGGACUGUGCAGAUGGCUCUGAUGAGGACGGGUGUGCCCAGCUCUGCGACACCCCAGGUGCUUUCCACUGUGCAAGUGGAGCUGUCUGCAUCAGGGCUGGGGAGCACUGCGAUGGGGUGCCGCAGUGCCCGGAUGCCUCUGAUGAGACAGGCUGCUGGAGCCCCACUCAGGAGUGUGCCCUGCGCUGUGAUGCUGCCGCCCGCUGUGUCCCCAAGAGCUGGCUGUGUGAUGGCCACGCCGACUGCCUGGACCAUGCUGAUGAGCAGGGCUGUGGUGAGACCCUGGGGCCAGCACCGAAGGAGUGUGGCCCGGCUGAGUUCCCCUGCCGGAGCGGGCAGUGCGUGCCCCUUGCCCUGCGCUGUGACGGUGACCGCGACUGCCGGGAUGGCUCAGAUGAGGAGGGCUGUGCUGUGCCCCGGCCGCUGCUCUGCCGCACGGGUGAGGUGGUGUGUCCCCGCAGUGGGGAGUGUGUGCCGGAGGCCUGGCGCUGCGACGGUGCUGCCGACUGUGGGGACGGCACUGAUGAGCAGGGCUGUCCCUGGGAGGAAGGGCUGUGCGGGGACCGGCAGUGGGGCUGCUCUCACGGCCACGAGUGCAUCCCUGAUGUCUGGCGCUGUGAUGGAGAGAGUGACUGCAUGGAUGGCAGUGAUGAGGCUGGCUGCCAGCCUGCUCCCUGCCAGAGCCAUGAGUAUCCAUGUGGGCUGGGGGCCUGCCUGAACGCAUCCCUGGUGUGCGAUGGCCGGCAGGACUGUGCGGACAGCUCGGACGAGGGGGGAAACUGCUCUGUGCCCUGCCAGCGGUCCUGCGCUCAUCUCUGCUACCCCUCGCCCCAGGGCCCUCGGUGCUGGUGUGACCCAGGCUAUCGGCUGGCUGAGGAUGGUCUGUCCUGCAUGGACAUAGACGAAUGCAUGGAGUGGGGACCAGAGCCCAUGUUGCUGGUGGCCCUGCAGUCAGAGGUGUUGUCCUAUGGCCUGCGGAGUGGGCAUGAGAAGGUGCUGCUGGCCACCGACAAGGAUCGCGUUGUCUUCUCGCUUGACUAUGACCUGGUGGAGAGAAAAGUCUUCUGGAUGGAUUUGGCCACAGAGAGCAUCCGCUGGCAGGACCUCAACUCGGGCAAGAAAGGCACACUGGUGAAAGGUGUGAGAUCAGACUGUAUAGCAGUGGACUGGCUUGGGAGGAACCUGUACUGGACGGAUGGGGCAGCAGGGCAGGUGCUGGCCACUCACCUGGGGGCAGCCUGGCGAGGGAUACCAGAGUACACUGUGGUGAUGGAUGGAGACCUGGACCAGCCCCACUCCCUGGUGCUCCAGCCUCUGGCAGGGCUGCUGUACUGGUCAGAGGUGGGGAGCCACCCACGGCUGAUGGAGGCUACCAUGGACGGGAGUCAGCGGCACGUGCUGCUGGCCCAGGGGCUGGGCUGGCCCACAGCACUGGCCCUCGACCUUCCCACCUGGAGGAUCUUCUGGCUGGAUGAGAAGCUGGGCAGCAUUGGUUCUGCACGUCUGGACGGCACCAGUGUGAAGGUCCUGCAGCUGGGCUGGGUCCGGAGUCCCUUCGCGGCGGCUGUGGGCGAGGGGCAGCUCUCCUGGUCAGAAAAGAAGGCAUGGUCCGUGCAGCAGGUAGACAAGGCCAGCGGCAAGAACAGGACCGUGCUGCUCAAGCGACAUGGGCAGCCUCACGGCCUCCAGGUCUACUUGAAGGACCUGCCCACAACGGCUGGAUCCCAAGGCCUUCCUCCACACCGAGCUCUGCCCUUGGCCAAGGUGGGCCGCCUGACAGCCAUUGACUAUGCAGUGAAAGACAAGAGCCUGUACUUUGCAGAGGUGGGGGGUGACUCCAUCGGGCUGCUGCGCCUGAAGGACUGGGGCCGGCUGUCCUGGAAGAAGGCGGUGGCUGUGGAAGGCACGGUGACAUCCCUGGCACUGGACUGGCUGAGCGGGAACCU